Lethenteron reissneri (Far Eastern brook lamprey) is the source of this 1395-nucleotide messenger RNA. RefSeq names its product histone-lysine N-methyltransferase PRDM9-like. Gene Ontology annotation, molecular function: protein binding; histone methyltransferase activity. Gene Ontology annotation, biological process: regulation of gene expression. NCBI's taxonomy places the organism in Eukaryota, Metazoa, Chordata, Hyperoartia, Petromyzontiformes, Petromyzontidae. The record is from RefSeq and is a predicted model, not a curated record. Gene Ontology annotation, cellular component: nucleus.
AUGCCCCCUCUGCAUGGCACUCUGACUAAAGCGGAAGCCCUGGAGUACGUGUGGAGCAUCUUGCAGGGCGUGGAGGAGGAGCAGCAGCAGGAGGAGGAGUUCAGGGGAUUUGAGCUGAGGGAGGUGCACAAGGCCAGGAUGGCGAUGUUCAGGCUGGAGCGCAGAGCCACCGCCUGCAAGGAGGCCCUGAGGGUGGCGCUCCAGAGGAUACGUGGAGGCUCCUCCGUGCCGCCGGCCUCCGCCCAGGCUGUGGCGGUGUCGCGCAGCGCUCGCUCUCGCUACGGCCUGCGCCCGCGCGAGAGGAAAGUCUACACAGAGGUGGAGGAGCCCCAGGACGACGACUUCUUCUUCUGCGAGCUGUGCAGGGAUUUCUACCUGGGGGAGUGCUCCGUGCACGGCCCGCCAGAGUUCAUCGCGGACGCGGCCGUGGCCCCGGGAGUGGCCAACAGGGCCCGGCUCAGCCUGCCCCAGGGCCUCACCGUCGGCGCCUCCUCCAUCGCCGGCGCCGGCCUCGGGGUGUGGAGCAACAGGAAGAAGCUGCCCAAGGGGGUGAUGUUUGGGCCCUACCAGGGAGAGGUGUCUGAGGAGAACCCCAUGAGCGAGUACUGCUGGCUGAUUUACAAAAACAAAAAGGAUCGUGAAUAUGUUGAUGCUCAGGAUGAAUCUAAGUCAAACUGGAUGAGGUUCGUCAACUGCGCGAGGAAUGAGCAGGAGCAGAACCUGGUGGCCUUCCAGCACCGGGGGCAGAUUUACUACCGCACGUUCCGUGCCGUGGGGCCCGGCUCUGAGCUGCUGGUCUGGUACGGCGAGGAGUUCGCCCAGGAGCUGGGCAUCGCCUGCGAGGCCGGGCCCUCGCGACGCCGCAGCAGGAGCAGCAGCAACGAGAUGGCUCCCAGGGCCACCGCCAGAGACCUGCAGCCCAUGCAGCCUCCUACAAGCGAGGAACACUGUGGAGUGGGUGUGGAGGUGACAAGGCUGCCGUGUCCUGUCUGCAACCGUCAGUUCAUCUGCCGCUCGAGUCUACAGUAUCACGUGCAGAGCAGACACCCCACUAAGCCCAGUAACAAAAGUCAUCAGUGUGACCAAUGUCCAUUCAGCACAGACUACAAGUGUAGCUUGAAGAUGCACCAGAGAACACACACGGGAGAGAAGCGGUUCAAGUGCACCGUGUGUGAGAAGGCGUUUUCACAACUACCAAAUCUUCACAGCCACCAGAGAACACACACGGGAGAGAAGCCGCAGCAGCAGCAGGAGAUGGGCGACUUCCGAGACAUCAGAGGCUUCUUCACCAAGGCCGAGUGGAGCGAUCUGGCCGAGUGCGAGAAGCGGCGCUACAGGAACAUCAAGCAGAACCACGCCGUCCUGCUGAACCUCGAAUCAACAUCACGCGUUUAA